UGCGGUUGCUGGUGUAUGUUCCGUGGGGCCGAUGCGUCAGUUCCGUCUUAUUCUGGCCGUUCCGAACUUCCAGGGUCUCUGUGACGCGCAACCACCUGGCAAUCGAUUUAGGGGAAAAAAAUCUUCGGCGGAGAGUGCAGCGUGAUUUCUCAAAAAGGACCGCACGGAGGUAGAGGGAGUGACUCCUGAGCUACUGACAGCAAAGCUCCACGCACUCUGCCAGGUGCUGUUCUGACCUCGCAGGAUCUGUGUAACUCAGGACUGUGCCCGUCCCCAGACGUAGGAGGAAACAUGACCACGUUCAAGGAGGCAGUGACCUUCAAGGAUGUGGCCGUGACCUUCACAGAGGAGGAGCUGGGGCUGCUGGACUCCGCCCAAAGGAAGCUGUACCAGGAAGUGAUGCUGGAGAACUUCCGGAACCUGGUCUCAGUGGAAAAGGAAAAAAGGCUUUUGGUGGUGAAGACAGCAACCCAAAGAGAAGGGAAGUCAGAAGGAAAAAUCCUAAGUGAGAUGGAGACUGUUUCUGAAGCAGGACCACAUGAAGAGCUUUCCUGCUGGCAGACCUGGCAACACAUUGCAGGAGACUUAACCAGGUGUCAAGCCUCCAUGAUAAAAAGUUCUGAGUUCCACCAACAAGGUGACUCACCCAGCCAGGUUGGGGCAGGAUUCUCUAUAACUCGCACAGGUCAGAAACCUUAUCCGUGCAAUGAAUGUACAGUAUCUUUCAGUGAUGUCUCCAGUUCUGAUCUUCAUCAACAAAUACACUCAGGAGAGAAGUCUCAUACAUGCAGUGAGUGUGGAAAAAGCUUCUGUUACAGCUCAGCACUUCGCAUUCAUCAGAGAGUUCACUCAGGAGAGAAACGCUAUAAGUGUGAUGAGUGUGGCAAGGAAUUCAGUCAGAGCUCACAGCUGCAAACUCAUCAGAAAGUCCACACCGUAGAGAAGCCAUUCAAAUGUGAGCAUUGUGGGAAAGGCUUCAGUCGUAGAUCAACACUUACUGUUCAUUGCAAAUUACACACGGGAGAGAAACCUUAUAAUUGUGAUGAAUGUGGAAGGGCCUUCAUUCAUGCUUCACAUCUUCAAGAACAUCAGAGAAUCCACACUGGGGAGAAACCGUUCAAAUGUGAUAUAUGCAGUAAGACUUUCCGCCGUAGAUCAGCGCUUAACAGUCAUUGUAUGAUCCACACCGGAGAGAAACCAUACAAAUGUGAGGAGUGUGGGAAGUGUUUCACUUGUAGCUCAAAUCUUCAUAUCCAUCAGAGGGUUCACACAGGAGAGAAACCUUAUAAAUGUGAGGAGUGCGGUAAGUGCUUCAUUCAGCCUUCACAAUUUCAGGCCCAUCGGAGAAUCCACACGGGAGAGAAACCAUACGUAUGUAAAGUGUGUGGUAAGGGCUUCAUUUACAGUUCAAGUUUUCAAGCCCAUCAGGGAGUCCACACAGGAGAAAAACCAUACAGAUGUGGUGAAUGUGGGAAGAACUUCAGGAUGAAAAUCCAUUAUCAAGUUCACCUGGUUGUCCACACUGGGGAAAAACCCUAUAAAUGUGACGUAUGCGGGAAGGGCUUCCGCCAGAGUUCAUAUCUUAAAAUCCAUCAGAAGGCCCACAGCAUAGAGAAACCUUACAAGUGUGGGGAGUGCGGGCAGGGCUUCAAUCAGAGUUCACGACUCCAGAUCCACCAGCUGAUUCAUACUGGUGAGAAACCACACAAAUGUGAAGAGUGUGGGAAGGGCUUCAGUCGUAGAGCAGAUCUUAAAAUUCACUGCAGAAUCCACACCGGAGAGAAACCGUAUAAUUGUGAGGAGUGUGGGAAGGUCUUUAGUCAAGCGUCUCAUCUUCUGACCCAUCAGAGAGUCCACAGUGGAGAAAAACCAUUCAGAUGUGAAGAGUGUGGGAAGAGCUUCAGUCGGAGUUCACACCUUCAAGCCCAUCAGAAGGUGCACACUGGAGAAAAGCCUUACAGAUGUGAGGAGUGUGGGAAGGGCUUCAAGUGGAGCUUGAACCUUGACAUGCAUCAGAGGGUCCACACAGGAGAGAAACCGUAUAAAUGUGGGGAGUGUGGGAAGCAUUUCAGUCAGGCUUCAAGUCUUCAGCUUCAUCAGAGCGUCCACACUGGAGAGAAGCCGUACAGAUGUGACAUGUGUGGUAAAGUCUUCAGUCGGUCUUCACAGCUUCAGUAUCACAAGCGAGUUCACACAGGGGAGAAACCUUACAAGUGUGAGACGUGUGGUAAGAGCUUCAGUUGGCGCUCCAAUCUUGUAAGUCAUCACAAAAUUCAUACUGGGGACACAUUUUAUGAAAGUGUUGAGAGUGGUCAGAACAUCAAGGAACUGUCAAAGGAAAGACAUCCUACAAAAUGAUGUUUUCAGAAAACUCAUGUGCAGCCUGAAUUCUUGAAAUCGUCAAGUCUCAGGAGAAAAAGUAUAUUAGGUUAGUUGGUAUUGAAGCAGUAGCUGGACAGAUCCCAGUGUUCAACAGACCAUAGAGCAGAGACGCCUUCUGAGUGGUGCAGUAAGGGCUGCAUCCAGAACUUUGACAUUUAUCAGAUGUCACUUGGCAUAUAGCACUUAGAAAGGAAAAGAGUUUGGUCUGGCAUUUAAUGAAAGUGUAAGGGUGGGCUUGUCAAAAUUGAUGUCCACGAGAAUGUGAGCUCCAUGAGGGCAGGGACUUUGCUGCUAAAUCUACACAACCUUAACAUUGACUAGCACUUAUAGAUGUGCUCAGCACUUGUAUGUUAAACCAAAAGGGGGAAAUGUACAGUAUGUGAAAAUUGUAUCCAGUUGGGGAAACCUGCAACCUAAAAUUAAUUCAGGAAGUGAACAUUUGUUGAAAUGCAGAAAACCACUUGAUAUUACAGUCUACAAUAUUAAUAUGGUAUUAGCCUAUUGCAAUUGGCUCCCUGCCUGCCGCAGCCUCUGUUCUCAAGUUGGGUUAUUAUUUGAGGCCCUGUCUAGCCUUCUAAGGAUUGUGUCCAGUAUAAAUUGAACUAUCUUGUGAUGUUUUUUCUGACAGUAUAGACUAAAAAACAUUAUUAACUUUGCAGCAACAGGUAACUGCAUAUUAUACAGUUGAUUUUUCUGUCUAUUAAUGUGAAGGCAGGGUUUACUGUAACACUUUCAAAGUGUCACAAAAAUUGUCACUAGAAAAAAUUUUCUUAGUCAAUCUUGAACUUAUUUUUGAUUUCUAAUUCUUUGCGUUUUCAUCCAGACUUUGAAAUGUUUGCCUUCUCAUUACUGUGUGGAGAUCUCAUCCACACGAACGAACCUGAAUGUGAGUGGCAUGGUGGAAUUAAGAAAAUUCACGCAAGAGUAUAGGAAAGCAUGGGGUCAGGGGACUCAAGACCAAGCCAGUGAAGAGUCCCGAGCUCUGAUUCCCAUAGCGUAUUUAUUGAGAAAAAGCAUUCUAGCAUUCUAGAUUAUAAAUCACGAUAAUGGACAUCACGAGGUAUAUGCUUCAGUUAGAGAAAAAAGGCAAAACACCUUGUUUUUUAUGAUUACUAGGAGAGAGAGUUUAUCUUUAACUUGGGGCUGGAGCCUGGAGCCAUGGGCUAUAUGACUGCUUUAUCUCAAUGGUUUUCCUUGAGACUAGUUCUGCUUUCAGAACUGCCUACAGCCAUGUAGCCGGUCUUGUGCUCUCAGGAUUGUUACUCCAAGUCAGUGUCCUUUGUGUCCUCUGUGGUUCUCUACAUUACUGUAGCAUUUCUUCCAUCAAAACUUCUCAGGUAGGGGCUAUGCCAUAUUCUUCCCCCACAUCCAUGAGGCAAAUACGCAGAAAACUUGUAGGAAUUUGAUAAAAUUAUCAAAUGUAUUAUUGAGACAACAUUGACAUUCAGGUACUUUUCCCUAUUGGUAGCAGUACAACGUGGUUUUGGGAAAGGAGUACAUAUCAGAAUAUAGGUGGUACAUCUCAUUGAUCUGGAAAUCAUAUAAUUGGAUGUUAUUGAUUAUGAGAUUAAAAUACCAAAAAGAUGAGCACCACGUCAAUGAUGUCACUGAAUUUUUUUAAUGGCAAUAAGUGUAUAGCUGUAGGAAUUUGAGUUUUGAUAUAUUCUCAUAUUAAUCUGAAGCCAUUAAAAUUAUGGCAGAUAGCAUAAUGGCAGGAGAUACACAAUAUGGGCUUUGAGAGAUCACAGAUUGUAGCCUUCAUAGUCAUAAUCACCCGUAAAUCUUUGUGAGUGUGUGUGUGUGUGUGUGUGCACGUGUGCACACGUCUAUGUGUACUACAUGCAUAAGAUCGUAUGCAAAGGGAUACUCUUCCAGAGUGCUUUUCCUCAGCAAGGAGCAUUUUGUGGUAUUUUUCCACUUUAUAACUUCAUGUUAUGUUUUUUUCAUUGAACAGUGAAUAUUGCCAAAGCAGGAAGUUAUUACAAUAGAAUUUGAAAAAGUACUAAAUAAUUAUUCCUUGCAGUUAAGACCUCAUAAUACGAUUGUUCUAUGUUGUCAUAAG
Hippopotamus amphibius kiboko is the source of this 4444-nucleotide messenger RNA. RefSeq names its product zinc finger protein 234-like. The transcript has 6 exons. NCBI's taxonomy places the organism in Eukaryota, Metazoa, Chordata, Mammalia, Artiodactyla, Hippopotamidae. Gene Ontology annotation, cellular component: nucleus. Gene Ontology annotation, molecular function: histone H3K36 methyltransferase activity; recombination hotspot binding; DNA-binding transcription repressor activity, RNA polymerase II-specific. Gene Ontology annotation, biological process: negative regulation of transcription by RNA polymerase II; positive regulation of reciprocal meiotic recombination. Bases 292 to 2358 code for a protein of 688 amino acids. The record is from RefSeq and is a predicted model, not a curated record.